Anopheles coluzzii is the source of this 5487-nucleotide messenger RNA. RefSeq lists its product as uncharacterized. Bases 3660 to 5093 code for a protein of 477 amino acids. NCBI's taxonomy places the organism in Eukaryota, Metazoa, Arthropoda, Insecta, Diptera, Culicidae. The record is from RefSeq and is a predicted model, not a curated record. The transcript has 6 exons.
CGUGUUUGAAGAGUAAAAGCAAUAGGGACACGGUGUGUGUGUGUGUGUAUACAGCAUCUAGCCCGCGAAGGCUUCCCGUGCCGUGCUAUUAGUGUGACGGUGAGGCGAAACGAUAAAUUGCCAAGCCGCGCGCGCGCUUGUGUGUGUGUAUGUGUGUAUGUAAAUUGCAUUUGGUUGUUUGGUUGUAAUUUGCGCAACCAUUCUUUGCUGUGCGAGCCCAUUUGCUGUCCCUUUUCAAUCAACCAGACAGUGCCUACUUUCCAUUCGCUCUCUGUCUCUUUCACUCGGCCGGCUGGUAGCGACCACAUUCUGACUAUCAACCGCAAACAAGCGAGAGGGAAAGGGGAGGGCGCAGGUGUUGGAAAGAUAACACGUCAAGUGAUAAGCUCGCACCACCACCACCACCACCACCACAAACAACAACAACACUGCCACCAUUCAACGCGAAUCACGCCCCCGAAAACAAACGAAAUUUAAUUAGUACAGGUCCUGGGCGGAGGUGGCUGGGAACGGGGAAGAGAGGGAAAAGCUUAAGCAGCGAAACGAAAGAAGCCCAAGACGACGAACCCUUUCUCCAUGUUCUCACACAGGGAGGGGAACAAAACACGCGCACGGGGGAAGCGACAAAUACCCUUGCCAAGCAAAAGACCGCCCGACCACCAACCGAACUCCCCGUCCCCGACCGCGAAGGUUUUCCAUUUCCACCCGUACCGAUUUUGAUAAGUUUAGUGUGCGGCGUGCGCGCGCGUGUGUGUGUGUGAGUGGGUCCGAUUUUUCCCAUUUGCUGGGUUGUUUGUGGACCCCGCCGUCCGCUCACUGUCCUCUUUUUUUUAAUUUUAUUUCGAAACCAUCUGUCGUCCGUCUUUGAACUUCCAGGGAGGUUCGUGGUCUGUUAUUUCUUUCUUUCUCUUUUUUUGUUAUUUCUCUCUAACUUUACCUCCGUUUCGUUGUCCCUCUCCCUACAUUCCAUCCCACCCCUGCCCCACUGUGGGUAUGCUUGGUGCUCUGGGGACGGGGGGGGGGGGGGACUGCCCGUUCGUCGCCACCCGUCGUGAGCGUUCGGGUUAGUGGUGUGCUCUUUGGAGCGCACCCACAAUUCCAAUGCGACUCCGGCUAAUGUUAGUCCGAUUCUGACUCCGGUGCAAUGUUCGGUGCAAUGUGCAACGACCCCGGACGAUUCCGGGCGAUUCCGGAUGACUCCGACUCCAUCUGAUUCCGGACGAUUCCCACUCCAACCAAUUCUGGACGACUCCUAACGACUCCUAACGACUCGGGAUGACUCCGACUCCCAACAACUCCGCACGACUCCGAUGACUUCGAACGAGUACGAAUGACUCGGGAUGAUUCCGACUCCCAACGACUCCCAACGACUCCGGACGGCUUCGACUAAAAUCUAUUCCGGACGACUCCAAUGACUCCGAACGACUCCGAACGACUCGGGAUGACUCCGCCUCCCAACGACUCCUGCCGACUCCGACUCUAACUGGUUCUGGGCGACUCCAAUGACUCCGAACGACUUCGAAUGCCUCGGAUGACUUCGACUCCCAACGACUCCCAACGACUCCGGAGAACUACGGACGACUCCGAACAACUCCAACUGAUUCCGAACGACUCCAACGACUCCUAACGACUCCGGACGACUCGGGAAGAUUUCGACUCCCAACGACUCCUGCCGACUCCGAACGACUCCAGACGACUCCGGUCGAAUCCUCCGAUUCUGAACGACUCCAAUGACUCCGAAUGACUUCAAACGACUCGGGAUCACUCUGACUCGCAACGACUCCCAACGACUUCAGACGAUUCCUCCGGGCGAUUCCUCCGACGGACUGCUCCGACUUUAAGCGAUUCUGGAAUACUCCGACUCCAUCUGAUUCUCGACGAAUCCAAUGACUCCGAACGACUUCGAACGACUCGGGAUGACUCCGGGUCCCAACGAUUCCUAACGACUCCCAACGACUAGGGACGACUCUGGACGACUCCGAACAACUCCAGUUGAUUCUGGACGACUCCAACGACUCCGAACGACUCCGGACGACUCGGGACGAUUCCGACUCCCAACGACUCUGGACAACUCCGGACGACUGUGGAUAAUGCUGGGUAAUCAGGAGUCGGUUCCGAACUUACCGGAGUCGGAUCGGAGCCGACUCCAGUUUUUUUACCAACUUUACCCACCACUAGUUCGGGCGAAAUGACGACAUGGUGAUGCCCUCCAGAGAAAUAUCUCUGUGCCUAUGUGUAUGUGUGUCUGUUGCGCUGUGGAAAAAUGGGCUGGAAACAACGGAAGAUCAAUUUUCCCAACAACCCCCCCCCCCCCCCCUCCGCUCCUUUUUCCCCUUCACCAAGAAACCAUUGGUGGGGAGUGUUCAGCGUUCCAACGAUCAACGCCGUUUCCCUUUUUCCCGUUUGCUGCUUUCUUUACAAGCACUAGCUCUUUCUCUCUCUCUCUCUCUCUGCCUCUCUUUCGUUUCUCUCUGUCAUCACCCCUUUCGGCUUGGCGCCGACAACAACAAACUUCCACCGCGAAUGCUCUCUUUGAGCUGGGCGUUUAUUUUCUUCUUCUGCCUCUUUCCACUAGUUUUUCACACGCACUAAAUCCGCAACAGUUUUCACCUUUAUGUUAAUGCAAUUAAACAUUCAACCGAAGUGCUCAAAGAGGGGAGAGAGACACGGCGGAUGAAGUGGUGGUGGUGGAGUGUCACUUGGCUUGGAUGAUUUUCACCUGCUCGUCUGCGCUCCGAUGAUUAUGUCGUCCGGUUUGGUCGUUUUUUUUCUUCUGUUUGCUGCUGUUCCUUUUCGCUUGCGGCGGGAAAAGGGGGCGGAUUUCCGCCCAGAACAAACGAGGCCCCGCGGCUGGCCGUAGCUUUCCCGCGAAGCUCCACAUUUAGGACAGCUCCUCCUCCGUUCCCGUUGCGAGUGGAAUUGCUCACGGAAGCGGGGAGUUGUAUGAUAUGGCUUUAGCAACAGAAACAAGGGACAUUAUUUUGGUUUUCCGUUGGAGUUUAUUACCAAUUUCUCUCUGCUUUUCUAUCAGUUGCUGGGAAGUAAAGUAAGAUACUCACACACACACACACGCACACACGCGCGUUGACAGUGAACAGUUGACACAUGCAGCAGGCAGAGGCUGCUUUGAUUGUUCUGCCGCGAGAAGCGUUAUUAUGACGUGCGUAGUCGUGCCGAAGCUGAUUCUAAUUCAGCUCUGUUUGCCAUUCUUGAUUUUUAAUUAUUUUUUUACACUUCUUUUUUUAGCUCGCAAUGUUGCACCUGUGAAACGCUUUGACCGAAGACCGCAGGAAAACGAGCGUUAUAAAAAAAUGGGUCAAUAAUAAAAUACAGACCUGAUGGAGGAGACAAGCGCUAAACGCUAACGCUGAACCCUUACCCUGCGCGCAUGAAAUGAAAAUGAUGCACUUGUUUGAGGCGAAAAAUGAAUGAAGAAACCUAUAAAGAGGAAGUUAUCCAUCCGGUGAACAGUUUUAGGUCUGAUCCGGUCCCACUUCAAAGACAAGAUUGACAGCAGCUCGAAAGGCUCACAUCUGUGCCACGCCGGAUAACACAUCGCGUGAAACACACACACACACCAAAGCGCAGUGAAUCGUUUGCCUACCGUCUUCUCCAUUCCGUUUCCCAUUCCGGAUGCAGAACGGCUGCACACACUGCUUAUGAUCGGUUGCAUGCACGAAGCGAACGACGCGCCGUGUCCUACAUGCGGCACCUACUUACUUAACCCACUCAGUAAGUCAGCAGUGUCGGGCACAUCGUCGUCCUCGUCGUCGGAGGACGAAUCCACCACGAUGGACGAUAGCAACACCACGUUCGCGGGACCGUCCGCCCGUUCCUCCUACCCGACGGCCAGCACACCCGCCCAGGACUCGACGGCGAACAGCUCGGGCGGCAUCGUCGAGGAGAACGCGGUGCUGCUGGAGGAAAACCGAAAGCUCACCCGCAGCCUGCUCGAGCUGCAAGUGGAAACGGAGCGGCUGAAGCAGCAGCAGAACCUGCUGUCCGGGCUGGGCCGGCGCCGGGACAGCCUGAGCGGGCUGAGCUCGACCAGCCAGCCGCUCGGCAGCAUGGGCCAGAACAGCCCUGCCCCAUCGUACCGGUCGACGGGAAACUACACCUCCGGCAUCGUCGCGGACGUGGUGCGGGAGAUACGCGACAUCUGCCGGGUGCGGGAGGACGCCACGUUCGAGCGGUUGCGCAACCUGCAGGAAAACCACAUGUGGUCGAUCAACGACACGCUGCAGCGCCUCGCCAAGGACGUCGACACGAUGCAGAAGUCGGUCAGUGCGGCCCGGCACGACCUGGAGAAGCUGACGAGCCGGGUGCUGCAGCUGGAGAGUAUCGUGCUGCCGCAGGCGGCCGUCUGUCUGGCGGCGGGCGCCCAGCACAACCACCCGCUGCCACUCGCGCCGAUGCCCCUGUUCGGGGGCAACGUGCAGCAGGCGUUGCUGCUGCAGCAGCUCCAGCAGCAAACAAAUGCGAACCAGCAGCAGCAGCAGCAACAGCAACAUUCCCCCCAGACGGUACCCGUCAGCUCCGGCCAGCAGUUUCACGCGUUCGGCAUGAGCGAACGGGGGCCUGCGGGCAGUGCCGGUGGCGCGUCGAUCGGCAGCCAGAGCGUAAGCAGCAACGGCGUGGGCAAACCGGGCAACGGGGGGCUGCCCUCGAUGCUGCGGCUCAACUAUGGCCGGAUCGCCACCACCGAGGACCUGUUCGGUGGCGACUCGGUUACGGUCGAGCUGGGCAACGGCAACAACACGGCCGGCGGCGGCGGCGGCGGUGGCGGCAGCAGCAGCAACAGUACAGUCGCCUCCGUCCACGAGUCUUCCUCGCGCGUGCUGCUGCUGGAGAAGGGCGAGGUGGAGCUGCGACGGGACCUGCAGGACGCGAUAGCGGCCAAGAACGAGCAGUCGAAAAAGAUUGCCUACCUGCAGAAGGUAGUGAUGGCGCUGCAGAAAAAGGUCGACCUGCAGGGGACGGACACGCCGAGUCUGGGCGGCAACGGUAGCAGCAGCAGCGGCAACGCCACCAGCAACAACGGCAGCAGCAGCGGCGGCGGCAUUGGCGUGAUCGGCCCGGUCACCGACUUGUAGAUACUGUGCCAUACAUUUACAUCCUCUUCCCCCCCCUUUUCCGUGCAUAUUUAUAACCUCAUAGAUCCUCAGCGUCCUAGGGCCAAACAGGUUGUGGGAUUACGACCCGCCAGCAGCUGAAAUAGAGGCACUCAAAGCAACACGAAGGUUCACAUUCAAUACUGGCCCGGCAAACAGGACGCCACAGAGCGAAACUUCUCACGCAGUACCAGUUAGGUUAGGUUUGCAUGGCCCCCCAAGGGCCCCAUGGAGGAGGAGGAGUGAGCGAACCACCAAUUUCCAAUCUCUGCCGGGUGGAGAGCAGUAGGAUUGUGCGCCCCAAACUGCGACACGAGAACAGAAUCAGAAUAUUUCACGAAUUAAUAAGUUAACACUCUUACGGGUAAACAAGAGA